This is a messenger RNA of Xiphias gladius (swordfish), 2106 nucleotides long. It is a transcript of the gene pgp, whose product is annotated as phosphoglycolate phosphatase. The transcript has 2 exons. Bases 365 to 1285 code for a protein of 306 amino acids. The record is from RefSeq and is a predicted model, not a curated record. Gene Ontology annotation, molecular function: sn-glycerol 3-phosphatase activity. Gene Ontology annotation, cellular component: cytoplasm. NCBI's taxonomy places the organism in Eukaryota, Metazoa, Chordata, Actinopteri, Istiophoriformes, Xiphiidae.
UGGUUCGUCGCAGCCCUGAUGGUAACGCGCGACCGACACAAACGAGGACUGGACCGGAAGCGGCACUGAGCGUCUUCGUGUGUGGUUCCUGUCCCUUUAAGCCGGUGCGGAAAUAACUCUCUGAAUUUAGGCAACGCUCGGUGGAAGGUCAGGUCUACUCUCCGGUGGAUCUCGACACUACGCUGGGCCGGUUAUUAAUCACCACAAAGCCAGAGCCGGUCGUCCCCACGGCCGAACUGCAUGACAGCCGUAACGUCCGUGACUCCGGGAAAGCAACGUGCAGUAACGGUACGUAACGGAGCUUUGAGACGUUUCUUUUAAACCGGCCAGCGCGUAGCAGUUCGGCUGCCCUCCGUCCUCCCCGAUGUCUCAAUCCAAAUGCACCCGGCUGAGCGGGUCGCUGGUGAAACAACUGCUGGACUCGGUGGACAGCGUCCUGUUUGACUGCGACGGGGUCAUCUGGCGGGGGGACCAGGCCAUCCCCGGCGCCAGCCAAGUCGUAAACCUGCUCAAGGAGAACGGGAAGAAGGUCUUCUUCGUCACCAACAACAGCAGCAAGACGCGGAAGAUGUACGCCGAUAAAAUGUCCAUGUUGGGGUUCAACGUAGAAGAGGAGGAGGUGUUUGGGACCGCGUACUGCUCCGCCAUGUACCUGAAGAUGGUCUGCAAGCUGGAGGGCAAAGUGUACCUGAUAGGCAGCAACGCCAUGAAGCAGGAGCUGGAGGCGGUGGGGAUCCAGCAGACCGGGGUGGGACCAGACCACAUCUCCGGGAAGCAGACCGACUGGGCCAACGUGCCCCUGGACCCCGAGGUGAAGGCGGUGGUGGUCGGGUUUGAUGAGCAUUUCAGUUACAUGAAGCUGAACCGAGCCUUGCAGUACCUGACCCAGCAGGGCUGCCUGUUUGUGGGAACCAACAGGGACACCAGGUUGCCCCUGGAGGGGGGCAAGGCUGUCCCAGGUACAGGCUGCCUGCUGCAGGCCGUGGAGACGGCAGCCCAGCGCCAGGCCCAGACGGUGGGCAAGCCCAACCACUUCAUGUUCGACUGCGUGGCCUCCCAGUAUGGCGUGGACCGCGAGCGCUGCCUGAUGGUGGGCGACCGCCUCGACACGGACAUCAUGUUGGGCUCCAACUGUGGCCUGAAGACCCUCCUCACCCUCACGGGAGUCAGCACUGUGGCGGACGCCGAGGUGAAUCAGAAGAGCGGUUGUGUGGAGAGGCAGAGGAUGGUGCCGGAUUAUUACGUGGAGAGUAUCGCAGACCUCCUUCCAGCUCUGCAGGGAUGAGACUGCUAAAAGUCUGUCAAGACUGAAGAGUAGCUAAGUGAUAGCCUAGCUGCUGUAAACCUGAGGAAUUUGGGUAGCCUGUCACAUGCCAGGGUCCAUUGUCUUCUAAAAAGGGAAUAUUUUUCAAAUCAUCUCUAUAACAAAGUCAUAAUUGUUGUGUGACAGAGGAGACAAAGACUCUAGAGACACUAUCCAGAUUUUAUCAGCACUUUUGUCUUUUACUAAACCAUUCUUAAAACCUACAAAUUUAACAUGAUAUAAAUGAUUGAUUAAUAACACAAGAACCAUUAUUUCCAGUAUUGUUUCAAUGUAAUUUAAGUGUUAGUAUUGCUAAAGGAGAUGAGUGUAUCUUAAUUUUUUGAGUACGAACCAAAGUGAGUGUACUUUCAAGGCCCUUAUCCUGUCUGUGGUGCAACCUCCCCUUAAGCAAUAAGAAGUCAAACUCAAGAAGGGAAAAAAAAGUGUCAACAGUUUGGUAAUAUCUGUGUGUUCAGGUUCAUAAAGACCAGGCCGAGAAUGGGGCUAAAAUGCACUGAACUGGUAUGACUUGACCUCUCUGUGUUCCUGUGUGUAUUUUAAGACCUCAACAGAAUGUGCUAUUAUCUGCACUUAGAUUCGUGGGAAGGUGCAAUGAUAUCCAGUCCUGUCAUUUAUGUCUGUCAUGUCAAUUAUUAUUGAAACAGAAUGACAUUGUUUUAAAAAUAUUUCAAUCUUCCUUUUACCAUCCACUUUCUGACUUCAGGAGUAGUGUCCCCUCUGACCCCUAGAGUCACUGAAAGCAAUGCUCAAGUCCGUAAUAAAAAAAAACUAUCUUCACUAAA